UCUUCAUCCAUCAAGCCCUAGCUCAUUUGCUUCAACACUGCUACCUCGCGAACCGGAGAACAAAAUGGCGGAGAGAGGUGGAGGCGACCGUGGUGGUUUUGGUCGUGGAUUUGGCGGCCGCGGAGGCCGAGGCGACCGUGGAGGCCGUGGCCGCCGCCGAGCGCCACGCCAGGAGGAGGAGAAGUGGGUCCCCGUCACCAAGCUCGGCCGCCUCGUGAAGGAAGGCAAGAUCCACUCGCUGGAGCAAAUCUACCUUCACUCCCUACCGAUCAAGGAGUACCAGAUCAUCGACACUUUGGUCGGGCCAUCGCUCAAGGAUGAGGUGAUGAAGAUCAUGCCAGUCCAGAAGCAGACCCGCGCCGGUCAGAGGACCCGGUUCAAGGCUUUCGUGGUCGUCGGCGACGGAAAUGGCCACGUGGGGCUAGGAGUGAAGUGCAGCAAGGAGGUCGCGACCGCGAUUCGUGGAGCCAUAAUUCUUGCCAAACUUUCCGUGAUUCCUGUGAGGAGGGGCUACUGGGGGAAUAAGAUCGGGAAGCCUCACACUGUGCCGUGCAAGGUCACUGGAAAGUGCGGGUCAGUCACGGUGAGGAUGGUGCCGGCGCCGCGUGGUGCCGGGAUCGUUGCGGCGCGUGUCCCGAAGAAGGUGCUCCAGUUUGCUGGUAUUGAGGACGUGUUCACCUCGUCUAGAGGGUCUACCAAGACUCUCGGAAACUUUGUGAAGGCAACCUUUGACUGUCUGCUGAAGACAUACGGCUUCCUUACUCCGGACUUUUGGAGGGAAACCCGAUUCAACAAAUCUCCAUUCCAGGAGUACACAGAUAUGUUGGCUAAGCCCACUGGGAAGCCACUCAUUUUGGAUGAUGCUGAGAGAAUUGAUGCCUGAGCUAGCAUUUCGGUUGUUAAGGGCGUCUAGUUUUUGUUAGUACUUUUAAUUUGUUUAAGAUAAGAUGUUAUGUUUUUCCUUCUGAGAUACAUGCUGUUACCUUUAUGGUAUAACUCUGCUCCAUCUUGUGCUUUUUGUGUUGAUUUUGACGAGGGUUGAAGACAGAUACUGUGAAAAUCUUUCAGAGCUUCACAUCAAGUUCUCAGUUCAAUUGGUUUC
Rhodamnia argentea is the source of this 1102-nucleotide messenger RNA. Its product is annotated as 40S ribosomal protein S2-4. Bases 65 to 883 code for a protein of 272 amino acids. Gene Ontology annotation, cellular component: cytosolic small ribosomal subunit; ribosome. The record is from RefSeq and is a predicted model, not a curated record. Gene Ontology annotation, molecular function: RNA binding; structural constituent of ribosome. The transcript is spliced from 2 exons. NCBI's taxonomy places the organism in Eukaryota, Viridiplantae, Streptophyta, Magnoliopsida, Myrtales, Myrtaceae. Gene Ontology annotation, biological process: translation.